ACCAAUUGCUAAACCAACAUAAUGGAAAACAAAAAUAAGAGGAAAAGAGCAGAAAAAUGAAACGACGUCAUUCGGCACGGGUAUUCAGAAACUUCGGGAGCGGGAAAGUUGAACCGGCCCAGGGCACCGUCCUUGCAGAGCUAGUCCCCCGAACCGAACAGCGUCGCCUUCUCGUAGCUGGCCGCCGAUUCACUUUCUGCUUCGCCGACCAGUUGGUUGAGGGUUUGAUGCAUUUUCACAUUCCUUUUUCUUUGGAGUUAAUCGAAGUGCGCUCAGCCAUUUGUCAUUCCUCCAUCAAAAUGACCAUUUCCAGGAGGGAUAGGAUUUGGCGGGGUUCAUUCGUGAAGUAUUUGGUGCCUGGUUCCAAUAUUGUUACCACUCUUUCUCUCCGCGGUGCAAGCUCACACUCAGGGUCUUCUCCUUGCAUAAAAACCAAGAUUGUCAAUAAAGGUGAUAAUGAGAGCAAGCAUUCCCUAUUUGGUGUAUCUUGCAGAAGAUUUCAGAUCGAGAGAAGCGAUAAGGCAAAGUGUCUAAGUCAAAGCCUUCACGAGUGCAAGUGCUCCAUCUGGCUUAAGUAUAUUGUGAGCCAAGUCCUGCAUCAAAUUUCCAUUCAUUUGCACGGUGUACAGUGCAGCAGCAGCUUGAGUUCGCGAAAAAUGCUCUCAUGAGGAUCCGAGAAGCAACGCAACAGCGUGAUUCCAGUGUUAGUUUUCUAAUCUUGCCUAUUACUUACAGAUGACUCGAUGCUUAUCAGACCGGUCCGCAGCUUUCAAUAUUUAACGUGUUUUGCCCGUACUUGUAGUCACUGACAAAAUCCAGAUAUUAGGCAUUGGAGUAUGUUCACUUAUCUCGACUUAGUUGGUGAUACCAAAUGUUUGAGCAGCAACAGGUCGGUUUGAGUCAACAUGAGCUCUUAGGUUAGUGUCAGGCAUUCCUCACCUUUGGUCUCUAGUAUGAUAACUAGCUUCCACCCUGCCCUUUGGGCAGGAGGCAUUUAUAUUUAUAUUUUAUUAUAGUAUAAUCUCAUUUUAUGUAAUUUAUGAAUAUAUGUGAUAGUAUGGCAAAUUCUAGCUAAUGGCUGAUGUAGGUUGUAUGUGUGUUCAUACCUAUUAAGUAUACUUUAAUAUGUUUCAACGAAUCAUAAUGAUCAAUUAUUAUUUUUUGAUUAAUCAAUAUAAUGGUUUGUGUUAGAGAAUUAGGAAUUGAGGUUUACUAUUAGAGAUUACAAUAGAGUAUUAUGUUCCAAACUCUGGUUAAUUUAUGUUCUAAAUAUAAGAACUCAAUGAGUGUUUAGUAAGGUUAGCGUAUGCUUUAUCUUAUUAUUAUUUCAAAAUAGUGAAAAUGUUCCGAUAAUUUAUUCAAAUCAAUUUUCACUAUUUUAAUAUGAUAAUAUAUUAAAAAAAUCAAUGAUUGAAAAAUCGUACUACAGAUUGUACCGAAAAAUUAUGUGGUAGAGUAUUUUAUGCUAAAACUGUGGUUCAACCGUUUUAUAGCGCUAAAAACCACCCAGCGAAUUAGCAUCUUGUAGGAGAUUUUUCUGGUCGACCCGCCAGUAUGCUACGAUUUUUUAAUUCUAGUAAAAAACAUGUAUAUAUACAUAUAGUGUAAAAAAAUUUAUAAUUAAUUUAUCUAACUCCCUUAUUAAAAACAUUUAUAAUUAUCCAUACAUUUUGACAACAAAAUUUUAUUUCAAUAUUUUAUAGAUGUAUUUAAAUAUCGGUCAUCCCUUAUACCAUAUCAUAAAAGAAAAGGAGUUUGGAAAUGGUUCUAAUUUGUAUAUGCUCGGGACAACAACAAGUUAGUAACCCAUUACAAAGGGGAAGGAAAAAUAAAAAUAAAACACUUAUUUAAAAUUUGAAGUGGGCGACGUAAGUGGUAUGAGAAAGAAAGAAGGGAAAAAAAAACGAAAGGUAAUUCCGAAACACGCGGGGAAGCCUGGACGGCUGAUGUGGCAUGGGUCGGUUUUACAAACCCUUUUAAUAUAUGGUAAGAAGAUUUAGUUACUCAACAGACAUAAUGGCGUUUAGACCUGGAUGGAGGCCUUAUUCUGGUAGUCUGGGAUAAAGAAUCCUAAGAAAGGAAUUUAAGAAGGAACAUGCGAGUUCAUGAAAACAAUAGAUAGCGUAGUGCAGAGUGGACCUUUCUGUAAUGUCUCCUGUUUUGUCCUCAGAAAUUCUAUGGUGGUUACUAGUCUGUUUCACCUUUGACGCAGAACGAUCGUUUAUGUACCAAGAUUAGAGAUUAGAAGGGGACUAGAAGAGGAUUGAUAGAAACUAGGGGAGAUUAGGGUCUUGUGAUUAAGAUAAAUCUCUUGAGGAUCAAGCUAGAUUAUAUGAGGUUUUUUCUGCAUUGUUUAUCUAGUCAUUGCCCGUUAAACCACACCAUCCCGAGUUAGCCAUUUGUUAUAGUUGAAAACACAACCUCUGCUCUGUUUUACGCACAAGGGACAUGGAUGGCUUAUUUAAUUUGUUUUACAUUUGUUGUAUAGAGAUAGUGAUGAACGUGUUUUUAACUUCCAUCAUAAUCACAAGCAAGUGGAGAAUUGGUGAUGCAUUUUAAAAAGAAUACUUUCAUAUGGCUAAUGAAAAAAAUUUAAAUUC
This is a messenger RNA of Linum trigynum, 2600 nucleotides long. Lineage: Eukaryota; Viridiplantae; Streptophyta; Magnoliopsida; Malpighiales; Linaceae. The record is from the annotation of a GenBank genome assembly.